AUGAGCAAGGAAGGACUGAAAUUCGACGACACCAUCUUUUACAUCAGACUCCUCUACAGCACCAUUGGACUCACUCUCUCCUCAGGCUUCCCACUGAGCCAUGAUGUCAGCGAGACUCUCUUGAAGAGGCUCUUGAAGAAACUGUAUUUGUGCUUCGCCAUUGUUAAUGGUCUUGUCCUCACUGUUGAUCUCUUUUUCUACAUCGUCCUGAAGAACAGGCACUCCAUCAACGUCUAUGAGAUUCUGACCCAGAUAUUCAUCGGGAUGUACUUCAUCUCUGCUGUGUUUAAGACCCUCAUGAUGGUGCAUCUAGAGUAUUAUUUACUACCACUUGAAGUUAACAAGACAGUCACAAAGUCACCAAGUGUGACCAGGCGCGUUUUUCCAGGAUAUCCAGCUUGCAAUGAGUUCAGCAAGGAGACGUUCUUAGCCAAAAUCCGCCGCAAUGCGAUCUUCAUUUGUCUGUAUACAUGGGGAUCACUCAUGACACUUGGAGUUGUCUUGAGGGUCUUCCUUACCACGACAGGCGGCUUCAAUGUCUGGGAAUUGCUAUCCCAAAUCGUGGUGUCAUCAUACUUUGCCGUAGCGUGGGUGAAGAUGCUGGACAUAAUAAUGAAUCGCAACAACUUGGCGGCUAUUCUGCAGGAUCUCGCCAAUCUCUGGCCUCAGAGAGUGAAUUCAGAACAGGAGAAGAUCAUCGUGGAGUCGUAUAUGAUGAAAAAUACCGUCUGGAUGACGAGAUAUGCUUAUCUCUCCGUCAGUUGCUUUCUCACCGUCAACUCAACGCCACUCUUUAUAAUGCUGAUCAGCUAUUUGUCCGGCGGAGAUGCUAAAACGCUGUUACCCUUCAGCGGUUGGUUUCCCUUCGAUGAAUUCUCCCCCAGUAUUUAUCCCUUCACAUACAUCUACCUCUUCUACGGAUCUCACGUCGGCAGUGUGUCAUCAAUGUGCUUCGAUGUCCUAUUCUGCAUGCUUCUCUCCCACCUCAGUAUGCACUAUAAACUCCUACGAUAUGACAUCAUAUCAUCUGUCAAGGAUAACGAAGAUGAAGUCAAUCUGCAGAAGUGCAUCAAGAAGCAUCAGAGCCUGAUUGAUCUUCGCUCGAAGAUCGACCACAUCUUCACCAACACGAUUUUCUUCAAUUUCUGCUUCAGCACCUUCAACAUGUGCAUCGUGGGUUUCUUCUUCAUGAUCCAGGAUGGCUUUGGCAAGACCAAAUUCGUCCUCAUGUUUGCCACUCUCAUGUCACAAGUAUUCCUCCUCUGUUGGUAUGGUCAGGAACUUGUGGACAACAGCUCCAAGAUCAGCGAUGCCGCCUACAAUUGCUCCUGGUACGCUUCCACCCACAGAUUCAGAAAAAUGAUCCUCUACAUCAUGCAACACAGUCAGAGACCUCAAAUACUGGUGGCAAUGAAAUUCUGGGAGAUUUCCCUCUCCAGCUUCUCGAUGCUCUUGCGCGCUUCAUGGUCAUAUUUCGCCCUCCUCAACACCAUCUUAGAUGAAAUAAUGCGCAAUGUGAAGCCAGAAGGAGGCCUUCUAACAAAUUGAAUCCCAGAAAUAUCUUCUAUUCUACACUGUUAUCAGCAUAUUCACUAAUUAUUGCAAUAAAUAUCACACCAUA
Phlebotomus argentipes is the source of this 1621-nucleotide messenger RNA. RefSeq names its product odorant receptor 4-like. The transcript has 5 exons. Gene Ontology annotation, biological process: detection of chemical stimulus involved in sensory perception of smell; sensory perception of smell. The record is from RefSeq and is a predicted model, not a curated record. Lineage: Eukaryota; Metazoa; Arthropoda; Insecta; Diptera; Psychodidae. Gene Ontology annotation, cellular component: plasma membrane. Gene Ontology annotation, molecular function: odorant binding; olfactory receptor activity. Bases 1 to 1548 code for a protein of 515 amino acids.